AUGGCUGACCUUCAAAAAGAUCUUGAGCUCCUCCAAACUCAUUUUGCAGCGAUUUCAAAACUCGACAUCCCUGCAAUUAUGGCAACAUUCCACCCAGACAUCGUUAUCGAGGCGCCUUUCACCCCUCAAAUCUUCACAGCAAGUGUACCCAGCCAGAUUGAGGGAAAGGAGGCUGUUGAGAAAUUUUUCACAUCACUCACUGAUUUGGUGGCUCCGUUGGCUUUCUCUGAGCUCAGUAUUGAACCUCUACGAGAACCUGGGGAGUACUUUUGCCGCUUCAAGGGUAAUUCCAAAUGGUUGUCAACAAACAGACCAUAUUGUAACCAAUACGCCUCGCUGCUCAGUGUACGAGAUGGUUUAGUACAUCGCAUGACGGAAUGGUACGACCCAAUCACCAUUAUCAAUGCAGCCGGUGGCAGGGUUGCCCUGGACAGCCAAGAGAGAGAGCACAAUCAUCUUACCAGACCCGGUGUAUUAUCCAUCCUCAACUGA
Cladophialophora psammophila CBS 110553 is the source of this 492-nucleotide messenger RNA. RefSeq lists its product as uncharacterized. The coding region runs from base 1 to 492 and encodes 163 amino acids. The transcript has a single exon. The record is from RefSeq and is a predicted model, not a curated record. NCBI's taxonomy places the organism in Eukaryota, Fungi, Ascomycota, Eurotiomycetes, Chaetothyriales, Herpotrichiellaceae.